AUGUCUCCCACAAACACGCCUUUGCACCCAGCGGCCUCUUCCACUGCCCGAUCAUCUUCUCAACCCCCUCGACACCAAGAUCUCCGCACCUCGACAGUAUCGCCCGCAUCCUCGUCGUCCUCGAUUGCCUUUCCCGCGCUACCCGGCACAUCCCUGCAGCCAUCCGCCGCAGCGUCCGACGACACCAACGGCUUCGAGAUGGCCCCCAUGGCUAGCCACCGACGGCGCAAGAGCAGUCUGAUGAACCCGGCCGUCGCCGGCGGCGGCAGCGACCGCACCUCGCCGCACAGCCUACACACGCGGCGCCCGUCGGGGAGCUUCUCUGGCCACAGCGGCGAGCGAACCCCGGCCCCGGCGCCAGGGCCGGCGCCCGUCGACCGGGACGACUGGAGCCUGGAGAGCUUCAGCGACGACGACGUGCAUGAUGACGAGGAGCUUGGUCUCACGGCCCAGGACCGGACGCGCAAGCAGAAGCAGCGGCGCAGGCUCACGCGACUAGAUCAGCGCAUUGCCAAGGAGAAGAACCUCUCGGUGGACGAGCAGCAACUGGCAGAUAGGAGCGUCAUCCGACGCUUGUUGAUCAAUGGAGGACUUAUUCUGCUUUGGUACAUCUUUUCGCUAUCCAUAUCAUUGUACAACAAAUGGAUGUUUGACAAGGACCGACUCAACUUUGCCUUUCCCCUGUUUACGACAGCCAUGCACAUGAUUGUGCAAUUCUCUCUCGCCUCUCUCGUCUUGUACUUUGUUCCUUCAUUGCGACCAUAUCACAAACACACUUCCGAUCUCGGACGCUCGCGACACGAAGACGGACCAAACUCGUCCAAAAUGUCCAAGCUGUACUACCUCACAAGGGUUGGCCCGUGUGGUGCCGCGACUAGUUUGGAUAUCGGACUCGGCAACAUGUCGCUCAAGUCCAUCACACUCACAUUUUACACCAUGUGCAAAUCUUCCUCGCUAGCCUUCGUCUUGAUUUUCGCCUUCGUUUUUCGUCUCGAAAAGCCGACCUGGCGUCUGGUCGCCAUCAUUGCUAUCAUGACUGUCGGUGUUAUUCUCAUGGUCUCUGGUGAGGUCGAGUUCAAGCUCUCCGGGUUUCUACUCGUCAUCUCUGCCGCCUUCUUCUCCGGCUUCCGCUGGGGUCUGACACAGCUACUGCUUCUCCGCAAUCCCGCCACAUCAAACCCGUUUUCCAGCAUCUUUUUUCUUUCUCCCAUCAUGUUCAUCACCCUCUUUGCCAUGGCGAUACCCAUGGAAGGCUUCAGUGAACUAUUCGAAGGCCUCGACCGCAUUAGCCAAGAAUUCGGCACCGUUAUGACGCCCAUUUUCUUGCUCUUCCCCGGCUGCAUUGCAUUCCUCAUGAUAGCGUCGGAAUUUGCCUUGCUACAGCGAACGUCGGUCGUCACGCUCUCGAUUGCGGGCAUCUUCAAGGAGGUCGUCACCAUCUCUGCCGCAUCCGUCAUCUUCCACGACGAACUGAGCCUUGUCAAUUUUAUCGGCCUGCUCACGACGAUUGUCGCCAUUGGCGCAUACAACUAUGUCAAGAUUUCCAAGAUGCGCGCCGACGCCCAAGAAGCGGUCCAAGACCCUGUCGAAAGCGACAAGACGUUUUCCAGCCACACAAGCAGCGACAUUGACAAUGAUGAUAUCAAUGAAGAGUCUGCCGGGCUGCUACAGCAAGGCGAACAAAACGCACCACUUCCUGCUGUUGCAGAGUACGAGCAAACAAAAUAG
Messenger RNA from Cordyceps militaris CM01, 1728 nucleotides. RefSeq names its product nucleotide-sugar transporter, putative. Gene Ontology annotation, molecular function: antiporter activity. The transcript is spliced from 3 exons. Gene Ontology annotation, biological process: UDP-glucose transmembrane transport. Gene Ontology annotation, cellular component: Golgi apparatus; cis-Golgi network; endoplasmic reticulum-Golgi intermediate compartment. NCBI's taxonomy places the organism in Eukaryota, Fungi, Ascomycota, Sordariomycetes, Hypocreales, Cordycipitaceae. The record is from RefSeq and is a predicted model, not a curated record. The coding region runs from base 1 to 1728 and encodes 575 amino acids.